AUGCAAGCAAAUGUGGGUCUCCUCAAAACCCUCAACGGGAAUCAUGGUGGAUGGACAACCUAUCGAAUGAUGGAUGAGUUCUGUUAUUUGGGGUGUAUGCUGAAAAACGAUGGCAGCUACGAGAGAGAUAUUCAGCAAAGAUGCGCUAAAGCUAACUCGGCAUUCAACUCAUUGACCAAAUGCCUGUGGUCGACUCCCAUCGCCAACGACAUCAAGCUGCUAGUCUACUUAUUCGCAAUUCACCCUAUUAUGAUGUACGGAUCGAAGACUUGGACAGCGCCGGUGACGCUGAUGAAAAAGCUUGACUGCAUGGAGUGA
Molecule: messenger RNA, 318 nt
Organism: Necator americanus (New World hookworm)
Lineage: Eukaryota; Metazoa; Nematoda; Chromadorea; Rhabditida; Ancylostomatidae
Exons: 1
Coding region: 1-318 (105 amino acids)
Source: RefSeq, a predicted model, not a curated record